Molecule: messenger RNA, 1934 nt
Organism: Oncorhynchus kisutch (coho salmon)
Lineage: Eukaryota; Metazoa; Chordata; Actinopteri; Salmoniformes; Salmonidae
Product: C-type lectin domain family 4 member E-like
Exons: 6
Coding region: 774-1703 (309 amino acids)
Source: RefSeq, a predicted model, not a curated record
AUACAGAGAGAGAUACAGCGAGGCAUAUAUGGAAAGAGAGAGAGAGCAUAUUUUGGACCUUAGACAUUUAGACACCUCUCCCUCCCCGGAAAAGAAGAGGUGUGAGUAAACAUCUCUGAAUAACUAUUCUCUCUGGUGUCAUUGUCAACCAGGACACAGCAUAGUGUAUAAAACUCUACAUGAUGGCUGACCACAGAGGACGUAAAGAUUUUAUCUACACUGUAGUAAACUAAACUAAUAUAAACUAAAUAUACAAGCUAAUCUACACUGUUGUAAACUAAACUAAUGUAAACUAAAUACACAAACUAAUCUACACUGUGAUAAACAAACAUGGUUCUCAGAAAAUAUGUCUGUGGUCACAUGGUGGUGGUUACUGUCAUACUAUUGGUUAGACAGUUUCCCCUUUAAUGAGGUUGACUGUUAAAACUGUCUCUGACAUUAGACUGAGUCACACAGAGACUCCAGCUGUGCAGCGAACAGACACAAACCUACAACUGAGAUAACAGCAGACUUUACAACAGUAGAAGAUACAACAGUAGAAGAUACAACAGUAGAAGAUACAACAGUAGAAGAUACAACAGUAGAAGAUACAACAGUAGAAGAUACAACAGCAGACUUUACAGCAGACUUUACAACAGUAGAAGAUACAACAGUAGAAGUUACAACAGUAGAAGAUACAACAGUAGAAGAUACAAUAGUAGAAGAUACAACAGUAGAACAUACAACAGCAGAAGAUACAACAGUAGAAGUUACUUCAUUUGAGCUGUGUAAAGAUGUCAGAGGAAACCUAUAAAAACAGAGAUGGAUUGAAAGGGAAAAAAACAAAUGAGACCAUGAAUAUUGAUGAUCAUAUACCGAUCAACGAAAGACCCAUCAUGCCCUGCAAGAAGGAUGGAGCUGGUGAUCAACAUUCAGUGUCUUGUCAGUGGUGGAAGAGAUACUCUGGAGCUUCUGCAGUGUGUCUGGGGCUGCUGUGUGUUCUCCUACUGGCUGGAAUCAUAGGCCUGUUUCUCUACCAGAGAAACCAAUUGACCUGUUCCAACACCCUGACUGAAGAGAGGGACCAGUUACAGACCAGCAGAAACAAUCUGACUGAAGAGAGAGACCAGCUACAGACUAGCAACAACACGCGGACCAAAGAGAGGGACCAGCUACAGACCAGCGACAACACCCUGACCAAUGAGAGAGACCAGCUACAGACCAGUUACAACACCCUGACCAAAGAGAGAGACCAGCUACAGAUCAGUUACAACACUCUGACCAAAGAGAGAGACCAGCUACAGAAAGAGACAGAACUUCUGAAACAAUCUUUAGUUGAGAAAGUGUGUCCUCGAGGAUGGAAGAAGCUUGGUAGCAGUUGUUACUACGUCUCUACUGAGAAAAAAUCCUGGGAGGAGAGCAGACAGGACUGCAGAAAUAGAGGAGCAGACCUGGUCGUCAUCAACAGCCAAGAGAAACAGACAUUAGUCAAUUGGUUAUGUGGAGUAAAGAACUAUGUCUGGAUUGGUCUGACUGACUCUGUUACUGAGGGGACCUGGAAAUGGGUGGACGGCACACCACUGACCACAAAGUAUUGGAACAGUAAAGAGCCUAAUGGUGGUCGAGCAGAGAACUGUGUGUAUUUCUACUCCUGGUCAUCAGACACAGGAGCUUGGUGGGACUAUGACUGUUCCUAUAAAUACAGAUGGAUCUGUGAGAAAUAGGAUUCAUCCUCAGUACUCUAUAUAUAUAUAUAUAUAUAUAACAAGACAAAUGUAUAACACAUAAUAUAAUAAAUAAAAAUAACAGAACAUAAGCAACAACAAUACAAUGAAUUGAUAACAGAAAGACUGUUCUCUCUAUUGUUGAGGAAAUUCACCACUAAGGACAAAAAAUCUCUGGAAAUGAAUCAAUCUUUAUUAUGACAGUCAUGGAUUUAAUUUUUAUUUGAAUUA